Notodromas monacha is the source of this 2043-nucleotide messenger RNA. Lineage: Eukaryota; Metazoa; Arthropoda; Ostracoda; Podocopida; Cyprididae. The record is from the annotation of a GenBank genome assembly.
UAUUUCAUUUGGAAUUCUUCAGGUGACUUCGAAAUUUCACUGUAUAGCGAGGAAUGGUUUCGAAAUGACGUCCGACGGUUUUUUCGUUGCCUGAAGUAAUAACAGUAUUGAAGAAUAAUUCGAAUGGGUGACAGCAUUGAACUUUCUCCGCGAUAUCGCUUCCGACCCAAUGAAGGAGUUGUUGUUCGUUUUCCUGGUGGAAAUCGAGAUGACGAACCGGCAUCCUCUCCGAUGAGUACGGCUGCAAUUCAAGGAAAUGUCCAAGCUCAGGAGUCUGAAACUGGAGAUACUGAUGAUUCACUUCUGAAAUGCUGGAUCUGUUACGCAACCGAGGAAGAUGAUGAACCUGGAACGGUUUGGAUUCAUCCAUGUCAGUGUCGUGGAUCAAUGAAGUGGGUGCAUGACAAAUGCUUGCAGAUGUACAUCGACACACGGAUUGGCCAUGAUACUUCUCGACGCGUCUUAUGUCCCCAAUGCAAGACGCCGUAUGUUCUUCUCUUCCCUCAGAUGAGCUUGCCGGUACUCUUCUUGGAUUCCGUCGAUCACAUCGUUACAAAAACAUGCCCAUACAUCGCAAUGGGAAUGUUGGCUGGUUCAUUGUAUUGGGCGGCUGUGUCGUUCGGAGCUCUGUCGCUCAUGCAAGUUUUUGGUCAAGCUGAAGCAUUGGAAAUUAUGGAGCAAGCUGAACCGAUGUCUUUGCUAAUUUGCCUACCUACCAUACCGGUAUUUCUUGUCGCGGGAAAAUUAAUCCCGUGGGAAGAAACCGUCCUGAGUGGAUUGCAAGCUGUGACAAGACGAGUUCCUGUGCUGGGUUUUUUGAUUCCGGGUUUCAGUCCGAGGCCAUUUCGUGCGAGACCAUUUUUGGACGUACCCCCGAGACAGGCUGGAAAUCAUGAAGAGAACGGUCUGCGCGCUUUGGUGAACGUCGGCGGGCAGAACGGCGCUAAUAAUGCAGUUAAUCAAAACGACGAUCAACUGUUCCGUGCGUUGCACUCCGGGCUUCGAAUAAUGUGUUCUGCGUUGCUUUUACCUGCAAUUAGCUCCGCCGUUGGGAAGGCAUUUUUCUCCAAAACGCAGUCUAAUUGGCGACGUUGCCUUUACGGGGGACUCACCUUUAUUGCCGUGAAAGGAGCCAUACGAAUUUACUACCUGCAGAACAUGCACAACAUUCGCCAGCAUAGGCGAAUCAAAAACUUCAGUGUCGAAGGUCCGCUCGCUAGUGAUGAAGCUCGAACUACUGGUGUCCAAGGGGCUUCGGGGACGACGCAUGUGGCCCAGAGACGUUUCAACCGCCGACCUACUCCUGGCCGAGGAGCUGCAGGCGGUGAAGGAAUUCCUCUUGUGUGUGGCUGUCACCAACUUGCGACAGAAGAUGCGUAUGCUUCGGAAUACUCCACGGAUGGAGACGAGGAUUCGGAUUGAAACUUGGGAUAGUUAAAAUGCCUAUUUUCUGUGCAUUUCGGGUUUUUGAGCGUGGUAAUUUAACAUGUUCGGGUGUGAGCCCUGCAUGCGAUCUGUAAGGGGCAAGAAUGUAAUUAGAAGUCGGAAUUCGUUCUUGAUUCAUCUGGAUUUAAUCUUCCACUGACGCCGCAGUGUGGAUUUAUUUUGGGGAGACCGGACUUUUGUUGCACGAACCGUCGCAGUUUUACCUUUGAAGAGUUUUACACGGUAUCGAUUGACCCGAUUUUUUUAUUUUAUUUGAUUCAGGUUUUUAGGCGUUUAUUUUUGGAUAUAGAGUAAAGCCACCAUAACAAAGAUCGCGUGCGGGUGUCGGAAACGCAAGGGAUCUUUUUUGCUGGAAAGAAUAGCUUAUUACUUUGAAUGAUGCGUGAACUGAACAGGUCUCAAGAGCGUAAAAGCUCGGGUUCGAAAUCGGUGCAGAAAUCCAAGCUGUUGCUUAUUUCCUGUCCUAGGAUUUGACCGUGGUUUUCCGAAAUUUUUUCCUUCCGGGAUGAAGGUUAAAUUAUUUGUUGCUUCGAACGCCAUCGUUCAAGAAAGUCAUUUUCUGUGCGUGUGAUUGAGAAGAAGUCAUUUGUAUCGUUA